AUGUAUAAAUGUGUAAAAUGUGUAUCUGCGUUUACGCGUAAGGACAAUUUGAUGAGGCACGAGAAAACGCACGAAGGCGCUCGUUUACCGUGCACUAUUUGUACAUCGACGUUCAAGUACAAGUCUCAUCUGAAGAGACAUAUGAAAACCGUCCAUGCCGAUGCACACGUACGACCACAAUCAGAUCAGCCAGCAGCCCCCUCAAAUCAGACUCGAAAUGUAAAUAAUAUUCCGAACGAAGAUUUUAACGAUGGGUACGAUGAAAUGUGCUGUGAAGUUCUAGAAAAUGUUCAAGAUGCUGGGCUAUGCGAUAUGACAAACAAUGUCCGCGUCCGGGCACCUGGCGAAAAAGAAAUAGCUCCUGGAAUAUUUGUACCUGACAUACCAGCAGGCCUCUCUCGGCAGUAUGUGAAUAAUAUUCCGGACGAGGAUUUUAACGAUGGAUAUGAUGAAAUGUGCUGUGAAGUUCUAGAAAAUGUUCAAGAUGCUGGGCUAUGCGAUAUGACAAAUUCUUAUAUGACUACGGUAGGAAGAAAGCGCGUACACGUAGAAAAUACAGUAUCCCGUAUUAAAUCUAAAAAGGCUCGUAUGGAUAUGGCUAAUACACCGGGUUUCGCUGAGGUUAAAUCCGCACAUAGUCGAAAAAUCGUAUGGUAUUAUGCUAAAAAUCUUCAUAAUUUUGAAAAUUAUAUUUCAUUUCUCGAUAAUUUAAAACCUGAGCUUGUCCGAUUAUUAAGGCGAAUUGUAGUUGUGAAUCCGAUAAAAUUUAAUUUAAAACUUGAAGCCACUUAUAACCAACCGCGUGUAGAUAACUCAACGCAAAAUAGGUCAUUCAAGACAUCGGCCCGAGAAAUUUUUAUCGAUUCUGAUAUAGUUUCAUUAAUAGAGCAGGCGUUCACUACGUUAUUGCACGAGGAGGAAAUUUAUGUUGCAAAGGGUAGUGGAUAUGUAUUAGAAUCCAUCGAUGGGCUUUUAUUAACAGUAUACAAAUAUACGCCUAUGGGGGGAACCCCUAACAUUGGCCUGCCCGUUAUCAAUUUUGAUAACGAACGCGAUGACGAUGAUGACGUAAAUUAUCAUAAUACUGAUAACGACCCAGAUAUUCGAAAUAAUAUUACGUUAAACACGCCGAAUAAUAACCGACAAUAUGAAAACGAGAAUCGUGAUGAUACUUUUAACACUGUAGCUGGCUCAUCUUAUAUUCGGCUCCCUCUUUCAAUCAAAAAUAAACGGGCGACGAUCAAUCCGCAAAAUAAUGAUCAGCAUUGUUUUAAAUGGUCCAUUCUGGCGAGGCACGUGACAGGUCCAAAUAAACAUCGUGUAGGCGAAAAUUAUUUCAGACAUGAAAACAAAUAUAAUUUUACAGGCUUAUCAUUCCCAACACCGUGGAGUGAGGUUAAAAUUUUUGAAAAAAAUAACCCGACAGUCUCUGUAAAUAUUUACGGAGUUAAAAAAAUAUCUCAGUCUUCGUCAAAAAAUCCGAAUCAUCACAUAUUUCCAUUAAAAGUAGUAGAUAAUGAAAAAGCCGAGCAUUUCGACAUCAUUUUAUUCACUGUCGGAGAAAAAAGUCACUACGUAUAUAUAUCUAAUUUUUCACGCUUAAUCCGCUCGCAAAUAACAUUACACGGUCAUUCAGUUUAUUUCUGCAAACGAUGUUUCACAUCGUUUGACAAACAAAAUUUAAAAUAUAAAUUAAGUGGGCAGCUAGCACUUCAGCAGCAUAAAUUAAUUUGCGGAUCUCAUAAACCUAUUCUACCCAUAAUGCCCGAUGUUGACACAUUGCUAGAAUUCGAUAAUUGGCAACAUGCUCAACGACACCCAUUCACUAUUUACGCGGAUUUUGAAGCUCUACUGGUGAAAACUAAUGAGAAAAGGGGGGAACACACGACUGUAAUACAUAACCACAAACCUAUGAGUUAUGGGUUUUUAGUUAAAGCGUCCGAAGAAGUUCCACUAGAGCUUAUCCAGCAAUUCAAUAUACCAACCGCGCCAGUUGUUUAUCGCGGUAGUGAUAGUCGGGAGGAUGUUGCCAGGCAUUUUCUCGAAAAUAUAGUUGAUGUAGGUCGUAAAAUUGAAGAAUUGCUAAAGACGAAUGUCCCUAUAGUUAUGAAUGACCUAGAUACGCGAAAACACAAUGAAAAUAAAAAUUGUAACUUUUGUAAACGCAGUUUCGACACAAACGAGAAAGUCCGCGACCAUUGUCACCUUACUGGUAGAUUUAGACAAUCUUUAUGCUCUCGAUCGAAGAAAAAUUUAUCUCAUUUUCAAAAUAUAUCAGUAGGACGUUUACUAUACGAUUCGUAG
This is a messenger RNA of Rhopalosiphum padi (bird cherry-oat aphid), 2304 nucleotides long. RefSeq lists its product as uncharacterized. Bases 1 to 2304 code for a protein of 767 amino acids. NCBI's taxonomy places the organism in Eukaryota, Metazoa, Arthropoda, Insecta, Hemiptera, Aphididae. The record is from RefSeq and is a predicted model, not a curated record. The transcript is spliced from 5 exons.